AUGGCACAAGUCACGGAUCACACCAAACCUUUUAUUGUUGAUAAGAACCUUGGGGCGGCACUCGACAUUGAUAACGCGCAACUCACGGAAGCAACUUCCGAUGGGAUACCCGUUGUCGCGCCGACGCAAGAGCAGAAAUACCUCUUUGACAUGCGCGGAUGGAUUUUAGUUCCGGGCGUGCUGUCGGGCGAUGAACUCGCAGAGAUGCAAGAGUUCGGGUAUAAACUCCGCCAUGAACCGGAGUCGAUUCCAGAGCAUGAACGCUCUCCCCUCGGUGGUCCCAUGCAACGCCUUGCUGAUCAUCCGAAUGUCGUCGGCUUUCUCAAUGAAUUUCUCGCACAUCCAGCGUUAUCAAGCCAAGAAUGCUACGGCUUUCGGAUGGAAUCGUGUAGCCUGUUCCAUCGCACUGUCGGUGAUGGCAACUUUGGACCCCACAACGGAAACGGGAUGCUCCGCUUCCCCGGCGAUUCGCACCUCUAUCGGUGUAUUCCCGGUAGAGGGUAUAGUGGGUUAACUCGCAUCGUCUGGGAACUGAAUCCUGUCAAAUAUCGGCAGGGAGGCACGCUGUUUAUUACGGCGAGCCAUAAAGCCGUCUACACAGCACCCGACACAAUCCGAAGCCAGGACUCUCUGAUUUGGGAUACGUAUGAGUGUCCUGCUGGGUCCCUCCUCUUUUUCACAGAGGCGUUGACACAUAGCACGCACACGUGGACGAAUGAGGAAAACGAUCGACUUGCUAUUUUCAGUUGCUACAAUACAGUCAAUAGCAAGUGGCACGAUUGGGAUCCUCACCCGAAGUUGUUAGCCGAAAUGCCUGAGAAGCGGCAGACCCUUUUUCGACCCGUCCGCGCCGCCAAUAAUUUGAUUGGUGAGGCGUACCGUCAUUAG
Messenger RNA from Geodia barretti, 888 nucleotides. The record is from the annotation of a GenBank genome assembly. Lineage: Eukaryota; Metazoa; Porifera; Demospongiae; Tetractinellida; Geodiidae.